AUGGUCGCCAUCACUGCUAAAUCUGAAGCAGCUUCUGCUACUUCGCCCAUCCCUACCACCAAUACUACCCUCAACGGGGUAGAUGGUCCAAAAGAGAAAGAAAAAGACCAUCAACCCCAGAACAAAGAGGAGGAAGGAACAGCAGCAGCAGAAGAGAAAGUAACCAAAGCAUACAACUCCUCCAACGGCGUCACCAGCCAACUCUGUACCUGGAUCGCCUCCCUCCAACUAGAAGAUAUCCCAGACUCCGUCCGCACCCGCGCCAAGUACCUUUUCCUUGAUGGCAUCGCCUGCGCACUCGUUGGUGCACGUGUCCCAUGGUCGCAGAAGGCUUUUGAUGCGAUGGCUGUCUUCGAGGAGAAGGGGAAGCAUGUGGUUAUUGGGUAUGAAGAGCGCCUCGGUGCCAUCGCAGCCGCAACCCUCAACGGCUCCUGGAUCCAAGCCUGCGAAGUAGACGACUACCACAGCGUGGCGCCCCUGCAUUCACAAGCUGUGGUAAUACCCCCUCUCUUCGCUGCCGCCGUCAGUGCGCGGAACCAUCCGACCGCACCGCGCAUCAUCGACGGGCGAACACUUCUUCUCGCCUCGGUGGUAGGGUUCGAGGUUGGUCCGCGCGUGGGCAUGGCGCUGCACGGCACCGAGAUGCUCGCAAAGGGAUGGCACUGCGGGUCUGUAUUUGGUGGGCCCGCAGCCGCAGGCAGUUCCGCAAAGCUACUCGGUUUAUCGGCGGGUCAAAUUGAAGAUGCAAUUGGAGUAGCAGCGACACAAGCAUGCGGGCUCAUGGCGGCGCAGUACGACGGGAUGGUAAAGCGGAUGCAUCAUGGGUUCGCGGCAAGGAAUGGACUGUUGGGCACGAUGUUAGCGUGGGGAGGAUACGAAGGGAUCAAGAAGGUGUUUGAGCGGCCGUAUGGAGGAUUUCUGGCAAUGUUUGGCCUCGGGUCGAAGCAUACGCCUAGUUCGAAGCCGGAGGAAGUGGCGAAGGAUUUGGGGACGUUUUGGCAUACGGCAGAGUGGAUUCGGUUGAAGUUGCAUGCGUGCUGUGGGGGGAUUCAUGGCACGAUUGAGUGUUUGGCGGAGAUGCAGGAGAUGUAUCCGGAGCGUUUUGGACGGGAGAAAUUGGGAGAGAUCAAGGAGAUUCAUAUCCAGUUGAGUGAUGCUGUGUUUCAUCAUUGUGGGUGGGCGCCGGAGACGAGGCCGUUGACCCCGACGGGGGCGCAGAUGAAUACGGCGUUUGUGGCGGCGUCGCAGCUGGUGGAUGGACAGGUGUUGUUGGAGCAGUUUUCGUCGGGAAAGUUGGAUCGGGAUGAGGUUUGGGAGUUGAUUGGGAAGACGAGUUGUGUGCAUACGGCGGAGUUGGACAAGCCGAAUAUUGGGUGUGGUGCGUUGAUUUCGACCACAUUUGCGGAUGGCACUCAGGUUCAGCAUUCGUUGUUGAAGCCGAAGGGGGUGGAUGAACCCAUUUCGAAUGAGGAGAUCUUGGAGAAGUUUCGUCGGUUGACGGGCGGGUUGAUUGGGGUGGAGAGGCAGGAGAAGAUUGAAAAGGCUGUGCUGGGGAUGGAGGAGUUGCAGGAUGUGGAUGAGUUGAUUGAGUUGCUGAGCGUGAAUGUGGUCAAUCCGUUGCAGUAG
Aspergillus piperis CBS 112811 is the source of this 1626-nucleotide messenger RNA. RefSeq names its product MmgE/PrpD family protein. The record is from RefSeq and is a predicted model, not a curated record. NCBI's taxonomy places the organism in Eukaryota, Fungi, Ascomycota, Eurotiomycetes, Eurotiales, Aspergillaceae. Bases 1 to 1626 code for a protein of 541 amino acids. Gene Ontology annotation, molecular function: lyase activity. The transcript is spliced from 2 exons.